Messenger RNA from Juglans microcarpa x Juglans regia, 1333 nucleotides. Its product is annotated as zinc finger protein ZAT1-like. The record is from RefSeq and is a predicted model, not a curated record. Lineage: Eukaryota; Viridiplantae; Streptophyta; Magnoliopsida; Fagales; Juglandaceae. The coding region runs from base 156 to 1259 and encodes 367 amino acids. The transcript is spliced from 2 exons.
CCUCGAUCGUCUAUAAAUACCAAAGCUGCAGCCUCUCUCUUCCUCAUACAUAUUUGCCGUUCAAAGUUUCAAUACCAGCAACUUACUUCAUCAAGUUCAGCUAGCUAACAAUUACGUACUUAAAGAGUCCCCAACGUUAGAUACGUCCUUUUUAGAUGGCCAUGAAGAGAAUGAGAUCAGAAGAUAUUGUAGGGAAUAAAGACAGCUUAAACGACAUGGCAAAGUGUCUGAUGCUGCUAUCUCAUGGAGGUGGCUUAACAGAUACAAAGCCCAAUACAUGUCCACAUCCGGUUGAUGUCUUCGAGUGCAAGACAUGCAACCGUCAGUUUUCAUCAUUCCAAGCGCUGGGUGGCCACCGAGCCAGCCACAAGAGGCCAAGAUUAAUGGGGGAAGAACACAAGGUGGAUAGGACCAAAUUGCAGAGUUCUGGGAACAAACCCAAGAUGCAUGAGUGCUCGAUAUGUGGGCAGGAGUUUUCCAUGGGCCAGGCUCUUGGUGGGCAUAUGAGGCGGCAUAGAGCGAACGAAGGGUUAUCUUCCAUUAUGAAUCCUCUAGAUCACGCCAAAGUGCCGACGCUGAUGAAGAGAUCUAACAGUACGAGGGUUGUCUGCAGCUUGGACUUGAACUUGACGCCCUUGGAGAAUGAUUUGAAGUUAUUAUUUGGGAAGAUGGCUCCUAAAGUCGAUCUUCGUUUGAUGAUUAUGGCCAUGAAGAGAAUGAGGCUAGGAGAUGUAGGGAAUAAAGAUGGCUUAGAUGACAUGAUGGCGAAGUGUCGGAUGCUGCUGUCUCAUGGCCGCGGCAUAGCAGAUACAAAGCCGAAAACAUGUCCACUUCCGGUUCAUGUCUUCGAAUGCAAGACAUGCAACCGUCAGUUUUCAUCAUUCCAAGCGCUGGGUGGCCACCGAGCCAGCCACAAGAAACCAAGAUUGAUGGGGGAAGAACACAAGGAUCAGACCAAGUUGCAGAGUAAUUCUGCAGGGAAUAAAAAACCCAAGAUGCAUGAGUGCUCGAUAUGUGGACAGACGUUCUCCAUGGGGCAGGCUUUGGGUGGGCAUAUGAAGCGGCAUAGAGCGAAUGAAGGGUUAUCAGCUUCCAUUCUGAAUCCUCUAGAUCACGCCAAAGUGCAGGUGCUGAUGAAGAGAUCUAACAGUACGAGGGUUUUCUGCAGCUUGGACUUGAACUUGACACCCUUGGAGAAUGAUUUGAAGUUAUUAUUUGGGAAGAUGGCUCCUAAAUUCGAUCUUCGUUUGAUGAUUUGAUUUAUAUGAUCACUGAUCAUCGAUCACACAUGUAUUGAUUCUUUUUCCAUUCAUAUUCAUUAAUUUAUUUUACG